AUGUGUACGGGUUUUGUAAAGUCUCCAUUUAAAAUUGAUAAAAACAAAAUUAAAAUAACGUUACUAACAGAAAAUAAUUUAUUAAAAGAAACAACUAAUAUAGUACCGUAUAAUGGAUUUUAUGCAAUACCAAUAUAUAAUACAGGAAAAUAUAUUCUUAAAAUUAUCAGUAAUACUGAUGUUAUCUUUGAUCCACCUUUUUUUAAAUUAGAUUUACAAAAUUUUGAUAAUAAUAUUAAAAAUAAAGAAUUUAAUUUUAAUGCUCUUGGUUAUGAAAUAAAGGGAAAAAUUGAAGAUUUAAUUGAUAUUAAUCGAGUUGCAGUAAAAUUAGAAUCAUUAGAUGGUGAGAUUGUUAAAAUGGAAACAGUUAAUAAUGAUGGUGAAUUUAAAUUUAUCGUUAUUCCUGGUGAAUAUAGUAUUUCAAUUUUAACAUCACAAGCUACUUGUUUUCAUAAAUCUCAAUAUACUAUAAAUGUAAUAGAUAGUUCUGUUGAGAUACCUAUAACAUAUAUUUCUGGAUAUUUUAUAACUAUAAAUAUAAAUGGUUUAAAUGAUUUAAAUUCUAGAAUAAAACUUCAAAUAUCUUCUGAUAAAAAAUUAUUUAUUGAAAAUUGUAUUACAAUUAAAAAUAACAAAAAAUAUAAAUGUAUUAUUGAAAUUUCUACUCAAUCACCAAAUAUUAUUAAAUGUUUACCAAAAGGUAAAUAUAUAAUUAAACCUAUGAUAACAAAUGAUACUGGUAUAUUAUUUUUACCACAUGAAAAAGAAAUAGAAAUUGAUAAUGAAAAUAUAAAUAUUUCAUUUGAAAUUGAUACUUUUAGAGUUUAUGGUAAAACAUUAGCUAAUGGUAUUCCUAUAAAUGAUGUUAAAAUUUAUAAUGAAAAUGAAUAUAUUGCUACAAGUGAUAAUGAGGGAAAUUUUAUAUGGAAUAAUGUUAGAAAAGGAACUUAUAAUAUUGAGGCAAAAAAAGAUGGAAUUAUAUUUACACCUAUUAAAGCUAUAUUAGAUGUUAAUAAUCAAGUUAUACAACCAUUUAAUGUUGUCAAAUUUAGAGUUUCUGGUCAUGUUACUUUAGAAAAUAAUAGAACAGAAAAAAUUGAUCUUUCAAUUGAGUCAUUAAUUAUUAAUGCCAAAUUGUCUAUAAGAACAAAUGAACAGGGAAAAUUUUUAAUAUUUCUACCUAUUGGAAACUAUUCAAUAACUGUAAAUGAUAAAAAACAUGGAUUUGUACCAAGAACACAUCUUGCUAUUUUUAAAGAUAAACCUUUAGAUAAUAUUAUUUUUUCAAAAUUAAAAAUAGAUAUUAUAAUUAUACUUAAAAUUUUUGAAAAUACCUGUGAAAAUAUUAUAAUAAAUAUGAAGGAUGAUGAAGAAAUUUUUAAUAAAAAACAGUCAUGUUCUGGUAAUGAAAUUGUUUUUAAAAAUGUUUCACCAGGUACAUUUACAAUAUCAAUUCAUGAUGAAAAUUUAUAUUGUUGGAAAGAAAAUAGUGUAAAAAAAUUUAUUACUGGUAAUGAUGAUAAUAUAAUAGUAUUUGUUCAGACAGGAUAUUUUUUAAAAUUUUACUCUCCAAUUGAAACAACAUUAAAUGUUAUUGAAAAAGAAUCUAAUAUUUUAUAUCCGAUUAAUGUUAAAAAUGAUAUCAAUAUGUUAUGUGUUUCUAAUAAAGGUCAAUACAAGAUAUUAAACAAUGAUUGUUAUGUUUUUGAGGAAUCAUCAUCUGAAUUAUCUGUAAAUGAAAAUUCCAUAAAACAUAUUAUGGUUAAAGAAUUUAUUAUAGCAAUUGGUAUAGAAAUGGUUGAUAUAAUAAUUAAUGAUCCAUUACCAUUUAAUGUAAAAAUAAUUAAUAAUAAAAAUAUAUAUGAGAAAAUUUAUGUCACAGAAAUUGAACCAAAUAAUAAUCAUACCUUAAAACUUAAUAUUGAUAACAAAUAUGAAGAAAGUACAUUUUUAAUAACACCAAUUUCUAAGAAUCUUAUCAUGGAGCCUAAAUUUAUUAAGAUUAAUUUUGAUAAAAAUUGUCAGAUGAAAAAGAAUUUAUUCAAAUUUUAUAAAGGCCAUUUUAUAGAGGGGAAAAUUUCUUCCUAUGUUAAUGGAGUUGUGGUAAAAUAUGUUGAUGAGGAAAACAAUAUUAAAUUAAAUAGUUUUGUUAAAGAAAAUGGAACUUUUAUUAUUGGUCCAUUAAAAUAUAUUAAUGAUAAAUAUUUAUCAUUAGAAAAGAAAAAAUAUAAAUUUGUUCUUAUUAAAAAAGAUACAGUAUAUUUGUAUAAAACAAUAGAAUUAUCAACUUUAUAUAUUGAAUUUAAAAAUAAUAUAACAGGAGAAUUUAUUAAAAAUGUAAUGGUAACUAUAUAUAGUGAAUCAUCGUAUCUUACCAAAAAUGUUGCAUCAAAAGGUACCCUGAAAAUAACAGACUUAGAAGAAGGAAAUUAUAUUAUAAGUCCAUUUAGACAAGAAUAUCAUUUUUAUAAUACAUCAAAAAUAAUUAAAGUAGAAUCAAAAAAAUUAAAUACAUUAAUAUUAUAUGGAAUUCAAAUUUCAUAUAGUAUUUUUGGAAAAAUUACCUAUCCAAAUAAUGAUCCAUUACCAAAUAAAUAUCUUCAAGGUAUUAGUAAAGAUUGUAACUCAUCACAAGAAAUUGGUUUAACAGAUAAAAAUGGUGAAUAUAGAAUACCAAAUCUUUAUCCAUUUUGUACAUAUAAAAUAACAGUACAAAAUAAAAAAAAUACUAAUUUUUAUACAUUUCCUAAAGAUUAUACUAUUAUGGUUAAAGAUUCACCCAUACAAAAUAUAAAUUUUAUAUAUUUUAAAUUAUCAAAUCAAAAUUUAGAAGUUUAUGUUAAAAUUGAUCUCAUUGACAUUCCGGUACAAAACUUUAUUGAAAUUGGAAUUUAUCGUAUUAAAGAAAAAACUCCUGUUUUAAAAAAAAUUCUUAUCAAAGAACAAUUAUCAUUUUUUGUUUCUAAAUUACCAUUAGACAAUGAAACAUAUAUUAUUAAAAUUGAUAAAAUAUCUGAUAGUAGAUUUAAAUAUCAAUAUAAUAGUGGUAUAUUUAAAGCAAACACAACAUUCCAAUUUUUAAAAAUUAUUCUAGAACCAAAAAAAUUUAAUUCAGAAAUAGGAGUACCACCAGGAAAUAUAAUUGGUCUCAUUAUUACAACUCUUAUUGUUUUUAUAUUUUUUAAUACAGAAAAUAUAAAAUUAAUUAUACUUUUUUUAAUAGACUAUUGGAAAUAUAUGAUAGGAAGAGAAACUUUAUUUGGAAAAGAAAGAUUAUAUGGGAGGAGAAGAUAA
Molecule: messenger RNA, 3294 nt
Organism: Strongyloides ratti
Lineage: Eukaryota; Metazoa; Nematoda; Chromadorea; Rhabditida; Strongyloididae
Product: Nodal modulator 1
Exons: 3
Coding region: 1-3294 (1097 amino acids)
Cellular component (GO): endoplasmic reticulum membrane
Molecular function (GO): carbohydrate binding
Source: RefSeq, a predicted model, not a curated record